Dicrocoelium dendriticum is the source of this 1284-nucleotide messenger RNA. The record is from the annotation of a GenBank genome assembly. Lineage: Eukaryota; Metazoa; Platyhelminthes; Trematoda; Plagiorchiida; Dicrocoeliidae.
AUGAACAAGGAAAGACUCCCCACAGUGUUCUACGUUCCAACUAUACCCAAGCACUCUGUAUUGCCACGAUUUCAAAGAGUCACCAACCCGGUAUUGACGCUCUCACUAGAAGACACGUCCAUCAGGAAUUUGGUGCAUCCUACUGAGAUAAAUUGUGCCGACAGUCCGGUGUAUGCGGAUGCGACAAUACUGCCCAAACACACACUGGCAAUAUCGACAUCACCGGUAACCACUAGACGUGGAUCAAAUUCCUCACACGGUUUCGAACCAAGAAAAUCCACUACCACCCACAUGGAUGAGACAACUGCGAUCAAUUUAGAGCAAUCCGAAUUCAAUGAUGCGUCAGGCUCUCCGAAACGUACUAUUGGUUCCGAGCAACUGUUGUCAUAUAAGCCGGACGAAGACCCAUUCCCUCUAUCACGUACCCAAUCAGAUUCUGGAAAGCUAACCUCCGGAAAAAGAUGUGUCAGGACAGCAAGAUAUUGUAAAACGUUUGUAGCUUUCCUCUUCUCUCACAUAGGCCUAUGUUUAUUGGUGACUGGAUAUUGCGCAGCUGGGGCAUUUAUGUUCCGAAGCAUUGAACAAGACCAUCAAAUCGACUUAAUGCACAAACACUCUGCCGAAUUGGUUAAGAGCUACCAAGAUAUCCAAAGAGUUAUUUGGAAGCUUCGACACACAUUGCUUAACAAUUGUAUUAUACACCUAGGACAAAGGUUAGAGGAAGCGUUAAAUGGGACAUCUGAUCAGGAGAAAGAAUACGUUACUGGCCAGUCUUCUUCUAGGAUCCCAUCUUUGACUAAGCCUUUCGCACUAACAAAUGAAACAAAUGAUCCUAAAAUUAAUUCUGGUUUUACCGACCGCACACAAGAAAUUCGUUUUAACAUGCAAAGUGGGUCAAAUUCGAUGAAAGAAACAGAAGAGAGGCACAAACAUUUGGAAGAACUGGUGACUCAGUCCAUUGAGCUAGCUGCGCUUUACAGUGAAGACCUAGUACAUGCUGCGUACAGGGCUUGCGAUUCCGGAUGGCGACCGGCAGUUGCACACGGCUUCUUGCAAAGCAGUUGUGGCAAUUGCCUCAAUGGAUUAUACAAUGAUUCUUUCUUACACGCCAAAGAAUGUGGUGAAAACGACACAUACGCCUGUAAAUCACAUUCAGCGGAUUUGGAGGUUCCGAAAACCACUCCAAGAAUGGCCAACAGUCGAGAUUCCUGGUCGCUAACAGGCGCUCUGCUAUAUGCCCUAACAGUCAUCACUACAAUUGGUAAGUUCAACUUAGCCUUCUGA